This is a messenger RNA of Vigna umbellata (rice bean), 1666 nucleotides long. RefSeq names its product cytokinin hydroxylase-like. The record is from RefSeq and is a predicted model, not a curated record. Gene Ontology annotation, molecular function: monooxygenase activity; heme binding; iron ion binding. NCBI's taxonomy places the organism in Eukaryota, Viridiplantae, Streptophyta, Magnoliopsida, Fabales, Fabaceae.
AUGGAGUUUUUAGGGCUAUAUGGAGUUCUUGUUGCCUUCUAUGUCAUACUUUGUCUCUUCUUGUUCUUCGUACUAACUUUUUCUUGGUGGGUUUUCCCUAACCAAAAACUUAAGAUGCUCAAGAAAUGUGGGUUAGAAGGGCCAACCCCAAGUUUUCCACUUGGGAACAUUGAAGAGAUGAAAAGAAAGAGUAUCAUUAAAUCUUCAGUUGUUUCCUCGAAUCUCCCACACGAUAUACACUCUUACGUUUUCCCUUACUUCUCUACCUGGCAGAAGUCACAUGGUAAGGUGUUCUUGUAUUGGUUGGGCACGGAGCCGUUUUUGUACAUUGCAGAGCCAGAGUUUUUGAAGAAAAUGUCAACAGUGGUGUUGGCCAAAAGAUGGGGCAAGCCAAGUGUGUUUAGAAAUGACAGAGACCCCAUGUUUGGGAGUGGUUUGGUCAUGGUUGAGGGCAACGAAUGGGUUCGUCACAGGCACAUUGUUGCUCCCGCAUUCAAUCCCAUUAACUUGAAGGGAAUGGCGAACAUGAUGGUUGAAUCCACGAAUCAAAUGAUAGACAGAUGGUUUACCAGAAUAAACUCUGGGAACCCCGAAAUCGACGUGGAAAGUGAGAUUAUAGCAACGGCUGGGGAGAUCAUAGCAAGAACAAGUUUUGGCAUGAAAGAUGAGAAUGCAAGAGAUGUUUUCGACAAAUUAAGAGCCUUGCAAAUGACCCUUUUUAAGACCAAUCGAUACGUAGGUGUUCCCUUUGGGAAGUAUUUCAACGUAAAGAAAACAUUAGAGGCGAAGAAACUCGGGAAAGAAAUCGACGAACUGUUGUUGUCGAUCAUAGAAUCUCGGAAGAAGUCGGGGACGAAAAAUGGUCAGCAAGAUCUGUUAGGUCUGUUGCUGCAAGAAAAUCACGAGGUCGAUGGAAGGUCGGGUAAGACGUUAACAUCGCGAGAAGUUGUUGACGAAUGCAAGACCUUCUUCUUCGGAGGGCAUGAAACCACAGCACUUGCCAUCACGUGGACCUUGCUGCUUCUGGCCAUGCACCCAGAUUGGCAAACCCAGUUGAGAGAUGAGAUACGAGAGGUGGUGGGGAACUCUGAAGAACUUGAUAUUUCUAUGCUCUCUGGUUUAAAAAAGAUGAAGUGCGUAAUGAGUGAAGUUCUAAGACUGUACCCUCCAUCACCGAAUGUGCAAAGGCAAGCAAGAGAAGACAUAAAAGUUGAUGAUGUAACAGUUCCAAAUGGAACGAACAUGUGGAUAGAUGUGGUGGGCAUGCACCAUGAGGCUGAGUUAUGGGGAAAGGAUGUGAAUGAGUUCAGGCCAGAGAGGUUCAUGGAUGAUGUGAACGGUGGAUGCAAGCACAAGAUGGGUUAUUUGCCUUUUGGGUUUGGAGGGAGAAUGUGUGUUGGUAGAAAUUUGACCUUUAUGGAGUACAAGAUUGUUUUAACUCUUGUUCUCUCUAGGUUUAGUUUUAAGGUUUCCCCUGAUUACAAACAUUCACCAUCUAUUAUGCUCUCCCUGAGGCCUAGUCGUGGACUUCCACUCAUAGUUGAGCCCCUUUAGACAAUUUAACCCAAUUUUUUUUUACUUUCCCAGUCACAGUUCUUUACUUAUUCAGCCUCGUAGAUAUUAAGUUCAGGAUUAGGGGAUUGUAGAUCAGCUCAAUUUUACAGAG